CUGGCCUGGCUGGAGACGGCAGCAUGGAGACUGGGACUGAGGACCCAGGACUAAAACGUCGUCCGACGCUGGCCUCUUCCUGGGAUGCCGCACGCGGGGCCCUGACCCAGAGUCUCCUUCUCAGCCAGGCUGGUCUCGGCGCCCACGACUUCGACUGCGAAGAGCUGCUGGCGCCGCCUGCUUCGGGGCAGGAUCUGGUGAUUUUGAAGAGAAGCCUGAACAGCCAAGAUGAAAGCCCCUGCUUCCUCUACCUGAGGUGUGACCCUAACGGAGGUGAAGAAAUCGUUUCUGUUGGCAUUCUCAGUUCUGCAAGAAAUAUGGAAGUAUACUUAGGAGAGGAGUACUGUGGAACCAGUCGGGGCAAGAAUGUUGGUACUGUCCUGGAUGACAGUGAACAUGAAAAGAUUAUUUUGUACAAAAAAUAUCUAAAAUUGGAAUCCACACAUGCUUGUCAAAUAAAGUUGCUGUCCUUUGGUGAAAAGCAGUGUGUAUUCAUCAGUAAAGUUGUGGUACACAUGAGAUCGGUUUUGGCAAAUUCGUCAAAAAGCUCUCCUGCUCUAGGAUCAAGGAUAGACCUUGACAAGGUCCAAAGCAUAAUGGAAUCCAUGGGAUCAAAGUUAUCACCUGGAGCUCAGCAACUGAUGAAUAUGGUUAGAUUCCAGCAGCAGAAUUGCAUUCCCGUUGGAGAACAGCUUCAGUCGGUUUUGGGAAAUCCUGGAUACAAGCAUGUGAUUGGACUGCACUCAUCAUCUACCUUAGGAGCCUUAGACAAGUCAUCCUCCACACUUUUUCCUUUUAGAACUGGAUUGAUGUCUGGAAAUGUGACAGAAAACUUAAAAGCUUACAUCGACAAAAGUACACAGCUUCCUGGUCAGGGGAAUACUGCAAACCUUAGCGAGUGUAAAAUUAUGCCACAAAAUCAUUCCCUUCUUGAAAAAGAUCUUAAAAAUGUAGUAUCCUCUUUCUUACCAAAGAAAACAAUUGACAACGCAAAUAUACCUAACUCUGAGUUGCUGCCUUUUCUCCAGAAUUUGUGUAGUCAAGUUAAUCAUCUCCAUGUGGGACAUAAGGCUGAGUGGCAGGAAAACAUCACCAAGCCCAGUGAAGGCAUUCUUGGUGUUGGAAUGGAAGAACAAUCUGUUUGCUCCUACCUGGAAAAGAUUCUUUCUAAAAACAUGGAACUGCUGGAAAAGAAACUUACAGAGUACAUUGAUCAGCGAAUAUGUAAACUCCAGGAGCACAUAGAUGAUAAGAUUGCUUUGUUAAUGGACUUGCUGCAAAAUCCCAACUCCCCGCCCACCGGGAUACCUCUAAGACAUUAUGACUCCAGAGAAAGACUUUCAAAUGGAGAGAUAAGCUCUCAACAUAUACAAUGUACUGCAGAUAUCUAUUGCAUAUUUAUUACAAAGCCAAAACCCAAAAAUGUUUCUGAAAAGCAAGGAUUUAAUGUCCUUUGA
Molecule: messenger RNA, 1457 nt
Organism: Propithecus coquereli (Coquerel's sifaka)
Lineage: Eukaryota; Metazoa; Chordata; Mammalia; Primates; Indriidae
Source: RefSeq, a predicted model, not a curated record